GCCGCCAAACAAACAAGUCAUACUGAGAAGAAUUCAAACACAGACGGCGGAACCUUCACUUGCUCAUUCGUUGCCCGAAAAGUGCUGCUGUGUUCCCGCCCAGACUGAGGUGGAGAGUUGAGGGGAGUUAGUUUUGGGAGUUCGGGAUUGGAAAGACGACUCACAGGUGAAUUGGGUUUCCACAAUAGUUUGUCUUCGACAGCACUUAAAGUUAGAAAGUAAGGAAGAACUAUUAAAACAGUUGCAUGACAAACUUUAGGCUAACGUUAGAUUUUGGGAUAGGCGAGGUAUUCCGCACAUUAUAAAGCAUGCUGGAAGUUCUUCAGUUUCUAACUUUAUCUGACAUGAGAAAUAAACGGUCUUUCAAAGAAAACCAUGAUGUGUGAAGCCGAUCCGCUUAGCAACUCCAUCAACAUAAGUCGCUCAUAGGCGCCGUCUGCUUUCCGAAGGCGGUAGUGCAGUGCGGGGAAAAUGGAUAACGUGCUUGAGCCAGAUAUGAAUUUGGAUAUAGUUAACCACUACAACCACUCCGGUAAGUGGGAAAGACCAAGAAGCACAGGCACGUGCAAAAAAGCCCUGCUAAUUUUCAUCUGCGUACUAAUAGUGUUGGAAAACAUAACUGUGUUGUUGGCACUGUGGCGCAACAAGCGUUUCCACAGCCGCAUGUAUUUUCUCAUUGGCAACCUGGCAUUGUCGGACAUGUUGGCCGGAGUUGCUUAUGUAGUCAACAUUUUCACCUCUGGCCGCAACACAUUUUUUCUCACUCCUAACCAAUGGCUGUUGCGGGAGGGAAGCAUGUUUGUGGCCCUUAGCGCCUCAACGUUCAGUUUACUUGCUAUUGGGAUUGAGCGGCACAUGACGAUGGUAAGGCUGCGUCCGUGUGAGACCGCCAGCAAAGGGAGGCUACUAGCCCUCCUUGGAGCCUGUUGGGCCGUUUCGAUAUUUCUAAGCGUCUUGCCCAGUCUGGGCUGGAACUGUUUGGGCAAAAUGCACACCUGCUCUACUGUGCUGCCGCUCUAUGACAAAAGCUACAUAGCAUUUUGCAUCAGCAUCUUUACCGCCCUACUAGCUGCCAUUGUGGUGCUGUACGUACGUAUUUACCAACUGGUGACAUCGAGCGGGCGGAGGGUGAGCUCCCGGCCGUCGGAUCGCUCGCUCGCCCUUCUACGCACGGUGGUGAUAGUACUGGGAGUUUUUGUGCUAUGCUGGGCCCCUCUUUUCUUAUUGUUGCUGUUGGAUGUGGGCUGCAGCCCAAAGCGGUGCCCGGUUCUCUACCAGGUGGACUGGUUCAUCGCCCUGGCGGUGCUCAACUCCUCCCUGAACCCUCUCAUUUACACGCUGUCCAGCCGGGAGAUGCGGGCGGCGUUCUUUCGAGUUCUGUGCUGCUGUUUCUAUAACACGUCUCUAGACUCCAUUCCCACAGCAACAGGCGCGAAGCUCCCGGGAAUAGUCCUCGACACUGCAGAAAACAGCAAAUCCAGCAUGGCGGGGGCACAGAGCGGUGUGGCCAAAUCUACCCUGAUGAGAAGUAAUGUGACCACACCAACAAACUCAAACCACCAGCAUGGGGACACGCCAACACCCGUAACACAAUCGACAGGGCCGGGUGACCUGCUGUCUGCUGUGCUGAUGAAAGCAGGCGCACUUCCUUCUUUGGGAAAGUUCUGAAGCAUUUAGAAGAACGGAUUUACAGGAUACUACAGUCUCGCUUGUGAUGAAUUAUCUGUACGCUCUAUGGGCAUUACAAAACCAGGAUUCGCUUUCAUACAAAGACCAUCACUUGACACAAUCAUUUUAAAUGGAUUACGGACCUUGUCAAAGCUUAUCUGAAAAUUUGCUCACCGAACUGAAUUUUUUUCUACAUGUAUUAAUAUUUAUGAGAUUUUGCUCUGUGCACAAAAGACCACUGAAUAAUAUAAUCACUCUAAAAAGGUGUGCAAUCUUUUCGUAAUGACCACACGAAGACCGUAUAUAAGUGUAUAUUACGACUGACCAUUUAAUUUUUUCACAGUUUGUUGCUAACAUACAAAACUGUUUGGUAUUCUUAACCAUUAUAAAGGUUCUAUAAAAGAAAUAGGGUGUGUUAAAGAAUGAUGGACUGAAUGGAAGUUUACGGUUUAUAAUCUGUGGAUCGGUUGAGAUGACAUGGUAAGAUUUCUGAUACAAUAUAUACAAUGGAAACACUGUGAAUGUGAUGAACUUCUGAUUGUGUUUAUCAUUGGAAAUUCAGAGAAAUCAACCUAAGGCAUGUGCUAGUGAAUACAGUAUGUUAUAGAAAAAAAGUUUUUUGUUUUGGUAGGCAAGGCUGUUAACAUUGUUCACAUUGUGGGGUUUUUCCAUGUAACCACUAGAGGGAGCUGUAGCAUCACAUUGAAAUGGACAACACUACAGAACAUAUGUGGAGGCAAUUUUGUGUGCACUAUCAUUCAUCUAUGAAUUCAAUCUAAGGCACUUGUUGGAUAAAAAAAGUACCCCAUAAUAAAUGG
This is a messenger RNA of Triplophysa dalaica, 2486 nucleotides long. It is a transcript of the gene s1pr3a, whose product is annotated as sphingosine-1-phosphate receptor 3a. The record is from RefSeq and is a predicted model, not a curated record. The transcript has 2 exons. Bases 472 to 1668 code for a protein of 398 amino acids. Gene Ontology annotation, biological process: G protein-coupled receptor signaling pathway. Gene Ontology annotation, cellular component: membrane. Gene Ontology annotation, molecular function: sphingosine-1-phosphate receptor activity. NCBI's taxonomy places the organism in Eukaryota, Metazoa, Chordata, Actinopteri, Cypriniformes, Nemacheilidae.